Messenger RNA from Adineta ricciae, 477 nucleotides. The record is from the annotation of a GenBank genome assembly. NCBI's taxonomy places the organism in Eukaryota, Metazoa, Rotifera, Eurotatoria, Adinetida, Adinetidae.
AUGGCCGCACGUGGUUCAGCACGAAAUACCCGAUUGAAUAAGAAACCCAAGAAAACCAAAUUACGUGGUAAUGUGUCACAUGGUCACGGUCGUAUUGGUAAACAUCGUAAACAUCCUGGUGGUCGUGGUAACGCUGGUGGUCUUCAUCAUCACCGUACUCUUUUCGAUAAAUACCACCCGGGUUACUUCGGUAAAGUUGGUCAACGUGAAUUCCAUAAAUUGAAAAAUCGCCGCUGGUGUCCAUCUGUCAACCUCGAUCGUUUAUGGUCACUUUUGAGCCAACGAACACAAGCAAAAUAUUCCGAAGGAGAAGCUGCCGUCACACCUGUCAUCAACGUUGUCCGAUCAGGUUAUUUCAAGGUGUUAGGCAAAGGUGUUCUGCCAAAACAACCACUCAUUGUUAAGGCCAAAUUCUUCUCAAGAUCAGCUGAAGAAAAAAUCAAAGCUGCUGGUGGUGCUUGUGUAUUAGUAGCAUGA